Molecule: messenger RNA, 1544 nt
Organism: Photinus pyralis (common eastern firefly)
Lineage: Eukaryota; Metazoa; Arthropoda; Insecta; Coleoptera; Lampyridae
Gene: Caf1-55
Product: histone-binding protein RBBP4
Exons: 3
Coding region: 138-1424 (428 amino acids)
Biological process (GO): regulation of gene expression
Cellular component (GO): ESC/E(Z) complex; nucleus; NuRD complex
Molecular function (GO): histone binding
Source: RefSeq, a predicted model, not a curated record
ACCGAACAUCGCGUAGGUAAUUUUUUAAUGAUACGCGCCAUGUUUGUCAAAUCCCGGUGUUAAUUUGGCGGGACUCAAAACGAAUUUACUGAUUAUUUAUAGAUUAUUUCAAUUUGAAUUGGCCAUUACCGCCAAAAAUGGGUGAUAAAUGUGAUCAAGAAACCUUUGAUGAGGCCGUGGAGGAACGUGUUAUUAACGAAGAAUACAAAAUAUGGAAGAAAAACACCCCGUUUCUCUACGAUCUUGUCAUGACUCACGCCUUGGAGUGGCCCUCGUUAACCGCCCAGUGGUUGCCCGAUGUAACACGACCGGAAGGUAAGGAGUACUCGAUUCACCGCCUCAUACUUGGCACACACACCUCGGACGAACAAAAUCACCUUUUAAUCGCCAGCGUACAGUUGCCGAACGAAGAUGCUCAAUUCGAUGCCUCGCAUUACGAUAACGAAAAGGGCGAGUUUGGCGGCUUCGGUUCAGUGUCCGGCAAAAUUGAGAUCGAAAUAAAAAUUAACCACGAAGGCGAGGUCAACAGAGCACGAUAUAUGCCGCAAAAUCCCUGCGUGAUUGCCACGAAAACACCUUCGAGCGAUGUGCUCGUUUUUGAUUACACCAAACAUCCCAGUAAACCAGAUCCCAGUGGCGAGUGCCAUCCGGAUUUACGUUUACGCGGACACCAAAAGGAGGGCUACGGUUUAUCUUGGAAUCCAAACCUCAACGGCUAUUUAUUAUCGGCGAGUGACGAUCACACCAUCUGCCUGUGGGAUAUCAAUGCGACACCAAAGGAGAAUCGUAUUAUAGACGCAAAAACAAUAUUCACCGGACACACGGCGGUCGUCGAAGAUGUCGCGUGGCACUUGCUUCACGAAAGCCUCUUCGGAUCCGUCGCAGAUGAUCAAAAAUUGAUGAUUUGGGAUACCCGCUGCAAUAACACCAGCAAACCCAGUCAUACGGUGGACGCACACGCAGCCGAAGUGAACUGUUUGAGCUUCAACCCGUAUUCGGAAUUCAUCCUCGCUACCGGUAGCGCCGACAAAACGGUAGCACUUUGGGAUCUACGCAACCUAAAAUUAAAAUUGCACAGCUUCGAGUCGCACAAAGACGAAAUUUUCCAAGUGCAAUGGUCCCCGCACAACGAAACCAUUCUGGCAUCGUCCGGUACCGAUCGGCGGCUGCACGUCUGGGACCUGAGCAAGAUCGGCGAGGAGCAAACGCCCGAAGACGCAGAGGACGGUCCACCCGAGUUGCUAUUCAUUCAUGGGGGACAUACGGCAAAAAUUUCAGAUUUCAGUUGGAAUCCCAAUGAGCCUUGGGUCAUUUGCUCAGUAUCGGAAGACAAUAUCAUGCAAGUGUGGCAAAUGGCCGAAAAUAUUUAUAAUGACGAGGAGCCCGAUCUACAAGCAUCCGAUGUUGAAGCGACUGCUAAUUGAAUUACGUUUAGAAUUACAUUUUUGUACUUGUACACCUUCAUUUAUUCCUUAGAUGUUUAUGAUAAUUGAUUUGUGUGUAAGUUAGCUUUAUGAUUAAGUAAAUUUUGUGAAUUUUGGAAA